Zootoca vivipara (common lizard) is the source of this 3124-nucleotide messenger RNA. The record is from RefSeq and is a predicted model, not a curated record. Lineage: Eukaryota; Metazoa; Chordata; Lepidosauria; Squamata; Lacertidae.
UGGAAGUCCCGGGCAAAGGGGGUGUGGACAAUCUCUUGGCCCCCCGCCCCCCAAGAUUAAUAGUCUCCCUCAACUCUCCAACUGGGACAAGUUCUUAUCAGCCGAGUUCCUAAAGGAGGGCUGGUUGGGAACUGGUCCUCGCCGAAGGAUGGCUUAUCACAGGCACGCAGGGCCUGCCAGCUACACGGUGGGCACCAUGUCGGAGCGCUUCGACUGCCACUAUUGCCGCGACAACUUGCACGGGAAGAAGUACGUGCACAAGGAAGGCCGCCAUUGCUGCGUCAAGUGCUUCGAGAAGUUCUGCGCCAACACCUGUGCCGAGUGCAGGAAGCCGAUCGGAGCUGAUUCCAAGGAGUUGCAUUUUAAGAACCGCUACUGGCACGAAAACUGUUUCCGCUGCUUCAAGUGCUCCACGUCGCUGGUCAAUGAGCCCUUCAUGCUGAAGGAGCACAACAAAGUCUGGUGCAGCAAGUGCACUAUGGAUCAAGGCCCGCACUGCAAGGGCUGCCAAAAGCCCAUUGUGGCAGGUGACCAGAAUGUGGAAUACAAGAAGACGGUUUGGCACAAGGAGUGUUUCACCUGCAGCCAAUGCAAGCAGGUGAUUGGCACCGCCAGCUUCUUCCCCAAGGACGACGAGAUUUAUUGCACCUCCUGCCAUGAGCAGAAAUUCGCCAAGACCUGCGUGAAAUGCAAGCAGGCCAUCACCUGCGGAGGGGUCGCCUACCAGGAGAAGCUGUACCACGCCGAGUGCUUCGUCUGCUCCACUUGCUCCAAGAAACUCGGAGGGCAACGCUUCACGGCCGUGGAGGACCAUUUCUACUGCGUCGAUUGCUACAAGUCCUUUGUGGCCAAAAAAUGCAGAGGUUGCCAGAACCCCAUCACAGGCUUCGGGAAAGGCACCAACGUGGUGAGCCACGAAGGCCACUCCUGGCACGACUACUGUUUCAACUGCAAAAAGUGCUCCGUCCCGCUGGCCAACAAGCCCUUCGUCUUCCACGCCGAGCAAGUCUACUGCCCCACCUGCGCGAAGAAGCUGUAAGGGGAGGAGCCGGGGGCAAGGGGGCCUCGCCUCUCCCCUGGAGGGGUUCGAUCCUGCGACUCGCCUGCCCGCGUCGUAAGCUUUCCCAUCCCCGUCCUUACGAAGUGCCCGGCAUCUCCCCAACUACCCAGCUGACAGGCGGCGUUCAAUAAAAGCUCUGCCUUAGCAUCCUAAGUAGCGCUAACCUUGCUUAAACGUCCUGACAGUAAGAGCUGUUCGACAGUGGGAUUUGCUGCCAAACUAACCUCGCUUUAACUUCCUGACAGUAAGAGCUGUUCGACAGUGGGAUUUGCUGCCAAGGAGUGUGGUGGAGUCUCCUUCUUUGGAGGUCUUUAAGCAGAGGCUUGACAGGCAUAUGUCAAGAAUGCUUUCGUGGUGUUUCCUGCUUGGCAGGGGGUUGGACUGGAUGGCCCUUGUGGUCUCUUCCAACUCUAGGAUUCUAUGAUUCUAACUUCAAGAAAGAAGAUUCCACCUAAACAUUAGGAAGAACUUCCUGACAGUAAGAGCUGUUCGGCAGUGGGAUUUGCUGCCAAGGAGUGUGGUGGAGUCUCCUUCUUUGGAGGUCUUUAAGCAGAGGCUUGACAGGCAUAUGUCAAGAAUGCUUUCGUGGUGUUUCCUGCUUGGCAGGGGGUUGGACUGGAUGGCCCUUGUGGUCUCUUCCAACUCUAGGAUUCUAUGAAAAGCUCAACAACUCUGAGUUCAACCCCCUAAAAAAAUUGGUGGUUAUUAAAUAGUGGGUGGACGACACAGCGAUUCUUCAAGAAGCUCUUUAUUCGGGAGCCAGAACAGAACUGAACUGCAUUGCCGAGCUGGCCUGCUUUUAUAGAGGCUGGCUCAAACAAUGUAUCAAAGGAGGCUUUCAUGGUGUUUCCUGCUUGGCAGGGGGUUGGACUGGGUGGCCCUUGGGGUCUCUUCCAACUCUAUGAUUCUACGUCUUUUAAAAGCAGGAUAGUUGCUGAUUUCCUUGACAUCUCAUGGCGCCACCACCAAAAAAGCCCUCUGCUUGUAUUACACUGAAUCCUAGAGUGGGGUGGGGGCAAAAUGCUUGUGUGCUCUUCCAUCAUGUCACAAAUCCCACGAAAGCCAGGAAAAAACAGAGGAGGGUGAAAGGUUGUUUUCUGCUGCUCCAGAGAAGCGGACACGGAGCAAUGGAUUCAAACUACAAGAAAGAAGAUUCCACCUCAACAUUAGGAAGAACUUCCUGACAGUAAGAGCUGUUCGGCAGUGGAAUUUGCUGCCAAGUCUCCUUCUUUGGAGGUAUUUAAGCAGAGGCUUGACAGGCAUAUGUCAAGAAUGCUUUGAUGGUGUUUCGGGAGGGGCCCAGUCCACUGUCCCCCAGACCCUGUGGGGGGCUGGACUGUAUUUUUUUGGGGGGGGGGAAAGGGAUGAACAAAUUCCUAUGCCCCACAAAUUAAUAAAAGGACCCAUUCUACUCACGUGAAAACAAGCCCUAGGUCAGGCAUCCCCAAACUUUGGCCCUCCAGAUGUUUUGGACUACAUUUCCCAUCUUCCCCGACCACUGGUCCUGUUAGCUAGGGAUCAUGGGAGUUGUAGGCCAAAACAUCUGGAGGACCGCAGUUUGGGGAUGCCUGCCCUAGGUGAUAGUAUGUCAAUAUGCAGACCUUGUGUGUAUAUUUUUUUGGGGGGGGGGAACAAAUCCCUACGCCCCACAAAUCACUCAGAGGUUCAUUUUAAAGAAAAGGACCCAUUCGACUCACGUGAAAACAAGCUAGUAUGUGAAGACGCAGGUCUGAUCAAAACCACACAGACACGUCUCCAGAAAACCUCGCCUUCGCAGAUUAACGGAACAUAAAUGCAUCAAUGUGCAUUAAGGAAUCAAAUGCAAACGUUUAUGGCACGCCGUUUCUCCCGCCCAUUCUUCCCCGAUACUUGUACCUGUUAUCACAUCCCUUCCGGUGGAGUGUCUCAAGGGGGGAUUAAGGGAAGGGGCGUUACGGGAAGCAACACUGUAUAAAAAGUAAUAAACGUCUCCCGUUUGGGGGGUCUUCUCCUUUCCUCCUCGGGGAGACUGGCUUCGACCCUGCUGCCGCAGAAAUCUCAAAUAAAGAUCCAGCUUUGCUUCAA